UUACAAUUAACUGGCAUUCGCAAGUGAGAUUUGUAUAGCAAUGAAGUUACAAGCAAGUGAGACUCUGUGUCUAGUAGUGUUUUUUUCAGUCGGUAUUGCUGUUGCUAUGCCGCCUGAAAGUGAUCCGAUUGUUACUACAAGUCUUGGAAAAAUUCGUGGUACCUGUUUAAAAUCCAGCACUGGUAAAGCUUUUUACGCUUUUCGGGGAAUACGUUACGCCAAGCCACCGAUAAACGAGCUAAGAUUUAAAGCUCCUCAGCCUGCCGACAAGUGGAAUGGAAUAUUUGAUGCAACGAAAGAUGGACCAAGGUGCCCUCAACCAACAGCUAACCUUUCGGACAUCUCGGAAGACUGUCUCCGCAUUAAUGUUUAUACGCAUAAUCUUCCCUCUGAAGGAAGCGGUAACGUAAGGAAGCCUGUUAUAGUUUAUUUACAUUCUGGAGGCUUUUAUGUUGGAUCUGGCCAGAGCUGGAAUUUCGCAGGACCUUUAUAUUUCAUGGAUCGUGACAUCGUGUUUGUCACACUCAAUUACCGGCUAGGCAUCUUAGGAUUUCUGAGCACUGGAACAGCUGAAGCACCAGGAAAUGCAGGACUAAAAGACCAAGUGAUGGCUCUAAAAUGGAUCCAAUCACAUAUUGCCGACUUUGGGGGCGAUCCAAAUUCAGUUACUCUAUUCGGUUACAGUGCUGGAGCAAGGAGUAUCACCAUGCAUUUGAUUUCACCAAUGUCGAGAAAUCUCUUCCAUAGGGCUAUUCUAAUGAGUGGUUCCACGACUACAGCCCAAUGGGAAGUUCCCCCGAAUCAGCUGGAUUUGGCCAAGCGCCAAGCUCGCCUGUUGAACUGCGGAGAUGAGAACAUUAAGGAGAUGGUGGAUUGUUUAAAAACAAAAAGCGCAGUUGAUUUCGGAAAAUCUUUACGUGACAUGUUCGAGUUCGGUAACGGAAAUCCAGUUGUACUCUUUAAACCAGUGGUUGAACCUGAUUUUGGACAGGAGAGAUUUCUAACUGAAACUCCCACAAAAGUGUACCAAAGGGGUGAUUUCAUGAGAAUACCACUUAUUUGUGGCAUCAAUAAAGAUGAAUUUGCUGUUUUAGCUAUCGUCACAUUAAGGAAUGACACCCUUCGUAAUCAACUUGACACCGACUUUAACACCUGGGCUCCAGUAAAUUUUUUAUAUGAAAGGAAUACCAAACGGUCAAAUGAAAUAUCUAAAAAGCUACGCGAGUUCUACUUAGGCGAUGGACCGCUCAGUCUUGAAAAAUCGCUCGAUGGAUUGGGCAAGCUUUACGCUGAUAGCCUUAUUGGAUUCCAAAUGCACCGAUUUAUUCAUCUGGUGGCUCCAUUUACCAAAAUUUACCAAUAUCGAUUUACCUACCAAGGAAGGUACAGCCACACCUACUACCCGGAUAACAAAACCCCUUUCGGCGUCGUUCAUCAUGAUGACUUAUUGUAUCUUUUAACGCUGCCUAGCAUUGCUCCUGUAUUUACAGAGAAAGAUCCGGAGCGAAAAACCAUGGAACGGCUCACUCGGAUGUGGACUAACUUCGCGCACACAAGUGACCCAAACGAUCCUUCUGAUGAAUAUCUUCGAAGUACCGAAUGGAUACCAUUUGACUCUGACCAUGAACGAUAUUUGAAUAUUGGAGAAAACUUGGAGAUGAAGCAACACCUCCAAAGUGACCGCUUCAAUGUUUGGGACAAUUUAUUCCCUCUACAUUAACUUAGGUUUAAUCCUCUUUUUAAUCUUCAAAAUAAAAGCACACAUUGUACUGAAAUAGA
Hermetia illucens (black soldier fly) is the source of this 1779-nucleotide messenger RNA. Its product is annotated as esterase FE4-like. The transcript is spliced from 6 exons. The record is from RefSeq and is a predicted model, not a curated record. Bases 41 to 1720 code for a protein of 559 amino acids. NCBI's taxonomy places the organism in Eukaryota, Metazoa, Arthropoda, Insecta, Diptera, Stratiomyidae.